AUGAAUUUUGGUAAUUAUUCUCCCAGUGUAUACGCAAUGUACUUUACGCGAAACUUUAGCUAUUUUACCAAGCAAGGUAUUGGAGGGCCCCGACCUCUGCCGGGUGUUGGCAACCUCUGGGAAAUGUAUUUCACCUCGAUGCCCGACUUAGAGUUGCAACGUUACAAAAAAUACGGCAAAGUAUACGGUGUAUUUGAGGGCAAUAAACCGAUACUGAGAAUCGGCGACCCGGAGCUCGUCAAACAGAUUAUGGUAAAAGACUUUCACGUGUAUCAAACCCGUCGCCCGGGCUCUAACGCCAGACACCCGGUGGCCGAUCUCAUUAUAUCACAGUCGCGCGGUGAAGAGUGGCGACGCCUGCGCACAACUGCCACUCCCAGCUUUUCUACGGCAAAACUGCGUCGAGUGUGUGAACUGAUGAACCGAUCGCUGGACCAGUUUGUGGACGCCGUGCGCACCAAAGCCCUACCCGAGCGAGUGGUGGACAUCAAGUGGUGGUACGCGUGCUAUGCGAUGGAUGUCAUAGCGAACUGCAUAUUCGGCGCCACCACUCAGGCCUACACCGACCCCAACGACCCAAUGGUAGUGAACGGUCGGGCGAUGUUCCGUCCCGUGUACUGGCGAUGGUUGGCCACAAUGCUGUUC
Messenger RNA from Medioppia subpectinata, 645 nucleotides. NCBI's taxonomy places the organism in Eukaryota, Metazoa, Arthropoda, Arachnida, Sarcoptiformes, Oppiidae. The record is from the annotation of a GenBank genome assembly.